Patella vulgata (common limpet) is the source of this 10398-nucleotide messenger RNA. RefSeq lists its product as uncharacterized. The transcript is spliced from 3 exons. The record is from RefSeq and is a predicted model, not a curated record. Gene Ontology annotation, molecular function: DNA-binding transcription factor activity, RNA polymerase II-specific; RNA polymerase II transcription regulatory region sequence-specific DNA binding. Bases 63 to 9188 code for a protein of 3041 amino acids. NCBI's taxonomy places the organism in Eukaryota, Metazoa, Mollusca, Gastropoda, Patellidae. Gene Ontology annotation, cellular component: nucleus. Gene Ontology annotation, biological process: regulation of transcription by RNA polymerase II.
UAGCAGAUAUUUAUAACAUGCGUCACAUUUAGACUACCAGUUAAAGAAAAAAAGGCCAAAAAAUGGAUGACAAUGCCAUUUCAUCAAACCCAAUUCCUGUUAGUCAACAAAAUGAUCCCCUUACAAAGAACAUUUUCGAUUCCAUGCAGGAAAUGUUGGUGAAACCAGAAGAUAAUCAGCCCAAUGUAAAAGGAGCAGGAAAAAUGCAAAAAUUAUUUAACAACAGCAACAAACCAGUUCAAUGGAACAAUAUGUUCAGCAGACUAAGUCAAAACAAGGAACUUCAUAAAUUUUGCAAAACCGCUACAUCAAACAAAGAAAAUAAAGUUACGAACACGAGUUCAUUUGAGACAGUUCAUUGUAAUGAGGAAAAUUUAAAUAAUACAAAAUCCAGUGAGAUUGUGCCCAGUGAAACUGACAAUUCUGUUGGAUCGGUGAAUAAGGGCAGCAAAGAAAAUAAUACUGUGACAUUCAAGGAAACAAAAUUGAUGUUUUCUGACGAUCACGAAAAUCAAGAGAGAUUCAAAUCUGUGACUCCUAUCAGUAAUUCAACAGAUAAUGUUAGUAUUAGUGAAUGUACUCAACAUUCUAUAGAAGAUAUUUCUUGUAAUUCUGUGCCUAAUCCUGAUUCUUCAGAGAACCAUAACACUUCAGAUGAAGGAAAAUCAUGUACAGAAACUCGUGACGAGAUUGUAUUGAAUAGUGAAUUUACUGAAAAAGAAAAUGUCAACGAUUUGAAAAAGAGUGUUAUCGAUAAUGAUUGUGAAUCCAAUGAUUUGAAAAGGAGCAUUAUCAAUAGCGAUUAUCAACGCAACGAUUUAAAAAGGAGCAUUAUCGAUAGUGAUUGUGAACCCAAAGAUUUGAAAAGGACCAUUAUUGAUAGUGAAUGUGAACCCAAUGAUUUGAAAAGGAGCGUUAUCAAAAGUGAUUGUGAAUCCAACGAUUUGAAAAGGAGCAUUAUUGAUAGUGAUUGUGAACCAAGCGAUUCGAAAAGAAGCAUUAUCGAUAGUGAUUGUGAAUCCGUAUCUGAUGACAUGCCAGAUAGUUGGGUAGUUAAGGAUGAAAUUGGGGCAAGUCAUCCUGCAGACAUGUCAAAGGACUGGAUUGGACCUAAUUCUGAAUGGGAACAGGAGAAUGAAGGCAACAACGACUCUGACGUUAACCAAAUGAGUAUGAACGAUUUAGUUGUCUUGGAUGAAACUUCUUCCUCUGAUGAUGGAAUGAAUAAUAUUUCUCCCCAGAGAUCAAAGACGUCAUUUAAUGAAAGUCCCCCAAAAAGUGAGCAGAAAUUAAAUUUUUCUCAGCAAAAUAUCAAAAGCCCUCUUGAAUUAAAUGCAAUAUGUUCUAAUAAAGGACUAGACAGUUAUGACCCUGUAGAUAAUGAAACAUUAUUAACAAAAUCAUCAUUACCCGUACCAAAUAGCCGAAGCAUAACUGCGGAAAAAUCUUCCACUAGUAAAAUUGAUCUUGAAUCUAAAAAUGUUUCUAAUGUAUCAUCAGCUAACCUGAACAGCUCUACUGAAUCAUCUCUGAUGAUAACAUUUUCACCCAUAAAGGACAAUCUAGAGAACUUUUCUGAACUCAACAACUCAAAGAAAAUUUGUCCAGAUUCUGAAAAAUCUAUAAUAAAUUCGGAGACCUUGAAAUCAUCCUCGACAAGAUCGUCCUCGAAGGGGACUUUUCAAGAUGUAAGGACAUCAUCGCCCAUUAAUAUGUCCAUUUAUUCAGAUGUAAGUGAUGGAGAGCCAGAAGAACAUACUAAGGUUAAGGAUGAUGAUGCAUUGUCUCUGAUUUCAUCUGAUGAAUCUUUCUACUCAGAAGGUGUUGAUAUUGUUGGUGAUUUCUUUGAAGUAGAUCAAUAUGAAAAUGCUUCACCUGUACAAACAAGAUCCCCGGAAACAUCCAAUGCAAAGCCUUCACCAAUGUCAUCCCCAGAAAGUAUCUUUUCAAAGACUUCUCAUCACUCAAGUUCAGAACAACUUGAAGCUGUGGAUUCAAAGGUGGAAUUUAUUGAAGAAUGUGGAAAAUCAAUAUUAGACAAUAAUGCAGAGGUACUCAAUAUGGAGGUAUCCAUGGAUUUUAGAAACAAAGACAGAAGAUCAUCUCUUGAUAGUCUACAUACCAUUGACAGCCUUCAUACUGUUUCAGAUUGUUCAGAUAAUGAAAAAGAUGUCUAUGAUCGUCCUGUGGGAUCAUCUUCUGUACCGGAAAAUGUAUUAUCAUCAUCUGAAUCCCCAUCUAGGGCCUUAAAGGUUACUACUGCUGAUACUGUAUCACCCACAACUUCUAAGAUAGACAUUAAUUCUGAUUUAUCAAACAGUGGACCAAAAUUAACAAAAAGUGGAGUGAUUGCUGGUUUUACAACAGACAAUGUAAUACCCAAUAAUUGCAAAACUAAAAACCUUAGACCCCCUACUCCUCUGUUAGACGAAGAAAUUGAAGGGGAUUUUGGUGCUCCAUCAGUAAAUGAAUUAAUGUCUGGGAGGGGGCACGAGGAUUUAGUGACUUCUAGUUCAUUGGACCAAAAUGUAACAGUCAGGUCUUCCACACCACUGCUUGAUGAAAUAAAUGAGUCUGAAAGAACAAUUAAUCAAUCCACAAAACAGGGUUCUAUGCUUUAUUCUACAGCUCAAUCCACUAAACAAAUGGACAACAUUGUAGUAACACAUAACCCAUUUCCAAUCGAAACAAAUGCAACAGGUAGAUCUUCCACCCCAGUUCUGGAUGAAAAAAAUGAACUUAAUAUUACAAAUGGCGAAACUAAUGAAUUAAUAUCCCCACAAAAUCCUGCCUCACUUACUGUUGAUACCGAAAAGAAUAAGGACAAAGAAUACAGUCCCGAACUUCAGUCAGUUGAUCCAUCCAUUUUAUCCCAAUCAUCAAAUGUAGAAAUCAACAUCAAAACAUGUGAAUGUGAUAUUGGGAUUAAUAAUGAUGAAAAGGAAGCCAGUGAUCAGAAAUUUAUGUCACAAAGUGGUGCCCCUGAUGAAUAUGUUACACAGUUUAAAAACUCUACUAAAGACCAAAAUCAAGUUACCCAAAGGAACCCUUCAAGAACAAAUUUAGAACAUGUCAGUUUACCCCAUAUUAGUCAUAUAUCAUCUGAAGUAAAAGAAAAUGACAGUAGUUGUUCCCUGGAUGUAAUUGGACCAGAAAAAAAUAUUGCAGCGAGUAAGAGGUGCCGCCCCAUUGUCAUAGACUUCCAAAAUGCUAUGGUCAAAAUCAAAAGCUCUUCACAAUUUAAUCAUGAAGGCUUGCACCAAACAAGCGAUCUUGCAGCAACGUCUUCUAGCAUUCAAGAAAAAGGCCUGUCAGUGUCUCAAAUAUCAUAUCCUGGGUUGGAUUUGCAGGAUUUUCCUAUAGGGAAUUCAUUUUCAAACUUUUCUGAAUCUGCUUCAAAAAGUCUGCUUCGAGACGAUAGUCAACAGGACCCAAAUCAAUUUAACGAUCAAGAUGAUUCCCUACCUCCACUGCAAAUAGAUGAAUCUAAAAAUGAGUAUUUGGCCACUUCUCAGAAAAGUGAUGAUAUUAUUAUGGGGUUUUAUCCUAAUUUAUUUGGUAAUAGUCGAAAUACAUGUAUUGGCAGAAACUCAGAAAUUCAAGAACCAAAUAAAUUGUUGGAAAAUAAGCAAGAGACUACAUCAUCCCCCAAAUCAUGUAGGAAAAUCAGUGGAACAUUGCCCAAAAAUAAGAAUGAAAAAAAUACUUUACCGAAUUCAAAAAAGAAGACUUCACCAAAUUCAAAAAAGAAGACUUCACUAAAGAUUAAGCCUGGGAGAAUAGAAAAAUGUCCUGGAUAUUCAGUUUCUCAUGCUAAUUAUGAAAAAGCUAUGGAACAUUACUAUUCUCAGUCUGAUCAACCAUUAUAUAUAGAAAAAUAUCAAAGUUAUAAUAACAAUGCUGAUGCAAGAAAAAUAGAUCCCAAAUUGCAACCCAUAUUGAACCAUACAGCUCAGGUACCCAGCUUACCUGCUGUAGAAAAGAAAAAAAAUUAUCAACGAGGAUUUAUGGUUGGAAGAAUGAAUGGAGCAUUUAUUUGUUUAAAAUGUAAAUGUAAAUUUUAUGACAGAAAGAACUUCAGAUGGCAUCUAUGGCACCAUGUACAUCAGAAUGCUGAUAGAUGUCCAUCUUGUAAUUCAACAGACCCUUUAUCACCAUGUGAAACCACAGAAGGUCUCCUGAACUUCAUUUCAAAUAUGGAAAAUAAAGAGGCCUUCUUUGUUACACCCAAGCAAUAUCUGAGAGGUGAAGUGAACAUAGCAGAAAAGCAGCAUUCACCAGGAAUCGCUAUUGACUCUCAUUGUUCAAAACAUUUAUCUCGGGAGUCAGAAAAGAAGCAUACUAAUAAUGCCAAUACUAAUGAAAAAGGUCCUCAAGCUGAUGACACAGCAGAAAAAGCAGAUAUUGGACAUAGUCUUUUGCCCAUAAAAAUUCUAAAUACAUUUUCUAUGUCAACAGGAGAGUUUCUUCCAACUGAUGAUUCCAAGUUGACCAAUGAUCAUAGUACGAACAGACAAGAAGAUACAUCUACAGCUUAUAACAGCAACUCUGCUGGGCACUCUGCACCUACGAAUAAACACAAUUUGAAGGACUCUUCAACUAAACAGACAUCAGGAUAUUUCUUCAAAUGUUCAGUUUGUCAUAAAUCCUAUCUUCAUGAAAAAGAAUUAGAAGAUCAUUUAUUUUCCACUCAUGAUUCAACCACUUGCUUUAAAUGUGUGUAUUGUGGAUUUGAAACUUUUGAUAAGUUGGACUAUGCAUCUCACUAUGCUAUUCACAUUAACUCUAUAGGAUUUGACUGUCUGUAUCCUGGUUGUAAUGUUAAGUCAGAUAUUUUGGACCAUCAUUUGAAACAUCUAAGCUGCCACAAGAAUUGGAAACCUUCCUGUAGUCGCUGUCAAUUAAAUUUUGACAAAAUUCAUUUGUUAUCUGAACACUAUGAACAGAAUAUGGUUUCCCUUUUUGCCUGUGCAUAUUGUGACGCCAAAGCUAUAGAGAGGGGCACAUUUUUAGAACAUGUUACUAAAGAUCAUGCUCUUGUAGGUUUAAAUGUGAGAGUGACAAAUCUGUUAGUGUGUAAUAUUUCUUCAAAUGUAAACAAAUUAGGACAAAAUAAUUCUCCUUUAGUGCAACCUUCCACUGUAGGAAAUAAAACCAAUAAAGAUCAUCUACACUCAAAUAAACCGGCAAAUUCAGAUCUUAGUUUUUCCACUUUCUUGUGCCAAAAAUGUUCUUUUGUGUGCAAUGAUAAAAAAGUUUUUCUAGUCCAUAAGAAGAUUCACAUUGCUCCACAAGAUUUAUCUGAAACUAUGCCAUUUACUUGUCCGUGUUGCCCAACUUCUUUUAGUAUACUGACUGAAUUGAUGUUCCAUUUGGAAUACCAUGACAAGGAUCUUCAGUUCUCUCUUUACCAAUGUCCAGAAGAUGGAUUCAUCACAAAUGAUCGACAAAAAGGUAAAAUGCAUCUUUCACAGAUAAACCACACCAACGUGGAGUUAUAUCAGAUUAAAACAUACCAUCAUGAAAGUAAGAUUUAUUGUUGCUCAUUUUGUGGCAUUAAAGUCAAGGAAAAGUCCAUUUUUAUUCAACAUCUAUCAAUUCAUGGACGGCCAGGAGAGGAGGAAGCAGAAGUAUUAAAAGAAGCAGAAGAUGAUGAAAAUUUUGGUAAAAAAUUUGUUAGCAAUAUACAUCAGCUUAAUUUCAAAACUCCAGGAUCAUCGCUUGUUAAUGGUGGCUCCUUAUCUAAAGAAACCCAAAGUAGCAUAGCAACUCCCAAGAAACUUUUCAAAAGCCCAAAAGAUUGUGAAAUUGAACAGGAUAUAAAUGAAACAUUUACCUAUGAAAACAAUGUUCCAUAUGUCACAAAGUUGUAUAAUUUGGUGAUAAAGUCUACUCCAUCUUACAAAAAUUGUUCUCGAGCCUUAGAUCAGAAACUGAAAAUCCUCUAUUCUCAUCAGUCAGGAUUUUUUGUCUGUGCAAUCUGCAAUGAAAAAUACCGUGUCAAAAAUUUAUUGUUUAAUCACAUAAUUGAACAUUUGGGAAUUUUGUAUCGAUGUUAUACAUGUGGUAUAUCUAACAAAACCUAUGAUAAUGCAAUUUGUCAUGCUUUAAAAUUCCAUCAAACAGAACGAAAUUCUGUAGUUUAUUCAGAGAGUUUAGCUGAAAAAGUCCACAAAUUAGCCGACUCUUUUCCAUCAACAAUUGUUCUUAAUACUGCAAGAACAGAGGUUUCUAAUCAUGUAACUCAUCAGACACAAGAAAAAUCCUUCACUGCCAACAGAAAUAAAACAAAAGUUUUUACAAGGCUUAAGGUGAUGGAAUCCAAACACCCCAACUCUGAAAUAACCACCAACUGUACAUCUGAUUUGGAAACCACACCACCAACUCAUCCACCUGCAGAAAUAAGUGAUGAGGAAUUACGUUUCCUUGCUGAAGAAGAUACCGUUAAAGCUUUCAGCUGUUUAAUCAGGAGAGGAAUUGAAUGUUCUUGGUGUAAAAUGUGUGGCAAGGCAUUUUCACAGACUUUGCCAGGAAAAACUCAACUAUACCAUCACUUGCUGACAAAGCAUCUAAAGUACAAGCCCCAUAGUUGCUUCCAUUGUCCCUUUUCUGCUUAUUCUGCGAAAGUUCUAACGAACCAUAUUAAAACUAUGCAUGUUGGAAUAAACAUCAUAUCCUUCACUGUUCGGAAUAUUGUUGAAGAUGUCAUUGAUUUAAUCAAGGAAUCAGGACUUGACAUCGAUUUCUCUGAACUCCUUGAACAUUGCGACUCUGAUAGUGUCCCCGGCAGCAGUGUUGAUACGUCUUCCACAAUUUCUGCCUCUUAUAGCUGUGAAAUGUGCUCAGCAACUUUUGAUUGUCCCUUUAAGAUAUUACGACACAAGAAAACAGCACAUUCAGAGGUAGUUAAAAAUACAGCAAGAAAGUCUACUGCUCCAAGCUCUAGCACUGUAAGAAAUUUACUGCAUCACAAAUCUGCACAGAUCAGACUGCCAGGUUACACUGCUCGCAAGUCUACGUCUGCACGACCAUUGGGAAAUACAGCUCGUAAGUCGACAAUUCAAAAUAGAAGACAAAUAACCCCUGGAAACACACCAGAUCCAGAGAAGAAGUUAUUCAAAUGUCCUAAAUGUGAUUAUAUCACAGAAAAGAGGCACAGAGCUAUGCUUUAUCAUUUCAACAAAAAGCAUUCGUUUGAAUGUUUUAUCCAGUGUUAUUAUUGCCAAGCAAAGUUCACAAACAAGGACCUCUGGUUGAAACAUUCAUCAUUGAUUCACUCAGGUCAAGAAAUGCAGUUUAAAACACUUCCCAUUGAAGAUUAUUUUAUCCCAUGGAGCACUUCUGAUAAUCAUCAGGUAGAACAGUUGACUCAACAGAAUAAGCCAGAAGAACGACCUCAAUCUGUUGAGUCUAGUAGUCUAAAGUCCUUAGUUCCACAUCUUGUUUGUGUCUUUUGUAAUUUGAAAGAAAUAAAAGAAGAGUAUAUGAGAUAUCAUCUAUACAUUCAUCUUGAUUAUAAACCAUUUAAGUGCAAACUUUGCAAAAAGUCAUAUUCUGAUCCUUUUCGGCAGAAACAGCACAUAUGUUUAGAGCAUGCUAGCCAGCAAGACAAAGCGUAUACAGAAACGAUUGAAUUAUAUGAGGACAAAGUAGAAGAGCUUCUAAGUGAUUGUAAAAGAUCUGUUCAAAAUGAUUUAGAUUAUAUACCUUGGAACUUGGAUGACGUCCUGAAUACAUUGUCAGAUUCUUUUACAGAGUCGAAAGAAGAAGAUUCCUCAGAUUUUCAAACUAAGGAUACACUCUGCUCCAAUCAAGAUUACCAUGAUGAAACUCUUCAAAAGCUACAACAGAUAUCUCCAAGGAAGAUAUUAGGAUCUUAUGAUAAAGAGGACCAGCCUCAAAAUCAUGCUGAUGAUGUACAUGGCCAGGAAACAGACAAAUCCAAAAUUAUCAAGUUCUCAAGCAAAAGAAAGACAAUAUCCUUGUCUGAUUACACUUUCCAGAAUAGUAAUUCUUCUGGUCCACUGUUGAAGAAAAUCAAGAUGUCUCCUGGUGGAGUUGAUUCCCUUAACAGUUCCCUUAACAAGCCAGUAGCAAAAUCAAAACCAUUAAACAAAACUAAAAGUUCUUCAGCAGUUUCCCUGCAAUCCUUAGGAAGCAGUUCAUCAUCUUCAAGUUUGGGAAUUAAGAGAUCUCCAGUAGAAGAACCUUCAUCUAAAAGUAAAUGGAAAAAACACAAAUCUUCUAAUUCUGGUGAAUUUGAUAAUCAUAACAUCAUGUGCUAUUAUUGUUCAUAUUCAUCAGAAGCUGUGUCACAUGUCAUUAGUCACACUCAACAGCAACAUGUGGGACGCAAUUGGGUAGCACUGUUGUGGAUUGACAAGAUUACAGGUGGAACUUAUGAUCAUGAAGGAAACAUAUUUAGCAAUGGUUUUGAUUCUGAUGUUGUAAUAGAAGAACGUUUCUUGUGUGGAUUGUGCAAUUUCAGAGCCAAAGAUAUGGUUAAGAUUUUAGAGCAUGAAGAUACUGAACAUGAGGAUAUAGUAGGCUCUUCUCUGGUAGAGUUAAAGACUAUUAUUGCCUGUAGUGGAUCGAGAAGACAUCGAACUGCAGCCUCAUCAAAUUUAUCAAAGACUGUAAAUAAACCAGAUAAACCAAAAAAACCUCACAAACCUCAGCCUAUUACAGAAUUCAAAAAGUCUCCAGGCAAAUCGAAGCCAGUUUCAAAUGGUAUGACCUACAAUUGCAGUGUGUGUUCAGUUCUCAGUACCAGCGAGUACCAGUUUCGACGUCACUUAGCAACUCACAGUAACUUUUGCUGCCUUGUGCCUGAUCUAUCCCAAAAUCCACAGUUGAAGUGCUGGAACUGUUCUUUUAGAGCUACAAGUAUUGAGAACUUUACAAGACACCUGACAAAACAAGUGGCUAUUAUAAAAUAUGAAUGUGGUCACUGUGGUUAUCGAGCUGGUUCACCUCGUGCUGUUAAGAUCCACAAUCGUAGUAAACAUUCAGAGAAAGAGCCAAAUAUAUGGGAGGUCUCAGAUGAAACACCGUCUUGUGCUAACAACAAAAACUUAUCACUUAUUGUUGACCUUGAACCUCAUGUUCGUCUGGAAGACUUUCAAAAUAUGACUCAAACCAGAUUUGAAUAUCUGCUACAGAGGAGACCCCAAAAGAUUCUACACUGAAUUUUUUUAUGAUUAAGAAAUUCCAUUCUAUUGAUAUAUGCUCACUCAAAUAUUGUUAUCAGCUGACCUGUUCGUUUUUGGAUUUUUUUUUAGAAAAGUUAAACAGUAGUUAAGUUGUAUAUAGAUUUAUAAAUACAUCUUGACUAUUGAGCUUGAGAUAUAUUGCAGGACAUUGUUUUGGGUGAAAACUGUAAGAAGUUUGUUCAUGAAAAAGAGACAGCUUCAAUCUUGGGAUUACCCCAUCUUCAUGUUCUACCAUUAAACAAUAUAAUGGAUUCUGUUACGAAUUAUAUUUUUUAACACGUCAAGGUUGUGGGUAACGUAUCUAUUGAAAUCAAUAUUUUGUCUAACAGCAGUGCUGCUCAUGGUUGUUGAACAUGGUUUACUUUAAAGUAAUAUCUCCAUCCACAUUUUACUUUUAACAAUGAUAAAACAAGUGCCAUAUCUUAUUGCCAGUAGUUGUUUUAUGCAAAAUUAAUUUAUUUAUUAGUAGUAUACUGUACUUAUUUGGAAGUAUGAUUUGUUCACAACGAAAGUACAAAUGCAGUAUUUUGUAUUAAUUUUAAGUAAUUAUUUUAAAGAAAAAGGCUCAUGAAAGCUUUUUUUAUCAAUAAGUCUUUAUGCCAAUAUCAUGUGUCUUCUUUUUUCUACAUGUAUGUAUAAAUACAUUCCAAAAUGGUGAUCAUAUUUUGUUCACCAAAAUUUAUGAAAUUUAUAAAUUGUUUCUAGUACUUUAUAGAAAUUUUUGAAUUUGUAAAUUUACUGGUACAGGUUUCCCAUUCAUAGCUUGCGAGAUAAUGUUUUUAGCAACAAAUAUAUUUUACUUAGUGGUUUGAAUAUGUUUUCCCAUCUUCAAUUAUAUACUUAAGACUCUUGACUGUAAUGGAAAUAUAUCUUAAACCAAAAGCCAAAACAGCUUAUUUGGAUUAUCGGUAUUAAACAGCUUAAGACCCAACAGAUAUCCAAACAUUCAUAUAAAUGGUUGCUAAUUCAAAGGAGUUAUAUGUUAUAUUAAUCGAUUUAAGGUGUAAAUAUUGCUUUGUAUAUAGUGCUAUUUUAUGAUUUGUUAUAAUUCCUUGUUUCGUUAAGUUUUGUAUAUUAUUUAAAUCAGGACAUAUUUCUAAAAAUUAACAUACAAGAUUUUAUAAAUAAAUUCACAGAAUGUAAGCAUAUGUAAAGAAUCAAAAAUAUUAAAAAUAUCCUAAAAUGA